Amoebophrya sp. A25 is the source of this 425-nucleotide messenger RNA. Lineage: Eukaryota; Dinophyceae; Syndiniales; Amoebophryaceae. The record is from the annotation of a GenBank genome assembly.
AUGGGCGUAAGCGCCCGCCUCGACCUGAACGUUCUAUGCCUCGGCUGUGGCGAUCUUCGGAAUGUUCUCUUCUCGCUCGUUGACGCAGAUCCCGAGACCACUAAACUGCGUCUGACCAUCAACGACUAUGACCCGCACGUGCUGGCGCGAAACAUCCUCAUCCUCGAUUGUAUCUACAACGGAUUCACCACGCAUGAGCAUGAUGAAGUUCAAGUUGAAGGUGCAAAGCAAGAGGAAGAGGUGGAGUUAACAGAAAAGAACAUAAAAAGAGGGGGCAACGGAACAAGCACAAAGCAGAACGUCGCUGAUUUGUCAAUCGAGGACGUUCGCGCGAUAUUUGCAAUAUGGUUCUCACUCGGGCUUACCGCGACCCAACGGAGCGCAUUGAACAGCAAAUUGAGGCACCUCAUCAACGAAAGUUCUUC